Dama dama (fallow deer) is the source of this 7715-nucleotide messenger RNA. RefSeq names its product BMP2 inducible kinase (gene BMP2K). The record is from RefSeq and is a predicted model, not a curated record. Gene Ontology annotation, molecular function: ATP binding; protein kinase activity. Bases 38 to 3391 code for a protein of 1117 amino acids. The transcript has 16 exons. Gene Ontology annotation, biological process: protein phosphorylation. Lineage: Eukaryota; Metazoa; Chordata; Mammalia; Artiodactyla; Cervidae.
ACGCGCGCCCCGCGCCCUCCAGCGCGCCGGCGGGACCAUGAAGAAGUUCUCUCGAAUGCCCAAGUCGGAGGGCGGCGGCGGCGGCGGCGGAGCGGCGGGUGGCGGGGCCGGCGGGGCCGGGGCCGGUAGCUCGUCCGUGGGGGUCCGGGUGUUCGCGGUCGGCCGCUACCAGGUCACCCUGGAGGAGUCGCUGGCCGAAGGUGGCUUCUCAACUGUUUUCCUGGUGCGGGCUCAUGGUGGACACCGUUAUGCAUUGAAGCGAAUGUAUGUCAAUAACACGACAGACCUCAACAUUUGUAAAAGGGAAAUUACAAUUAUGAAAGAGCUAUCUGGUCACAAAAAUAUCGUGGGUUAUUUGGACUGUGCUGUAAAUUCAAUUAGUGAUAAUGUAUGGGAAGUGCUUAUCUUAAUGGAAUAUUGUCGAGCUGGGCAGGUAGUGAAUCAGAUGAAUAAGAAGCUGCAGACUGGCUUUACGGAAGCAGAAGUGUUACAGAUAUUCUGUGAUACCUGUGAAGCCGUUGCAAGGUUGCAUCAGUGUAAGACUCCGAUAAUUCACCGGGAUCUCAAGGUAGAAAAUAUUUUGUUGAAUGAUGGUGGAAACUAUGUACUUUGUGACUUUGGCAGUGCCACAAAUAAAUUUCUUAAUCCUCAAAAAGAUGGAGUUAAUACAGUAGAAGAAGAAAUUAAAAAGUAUACAACUCUGUCAUACAGAGCCCCUGAAAUGAUCAACCUUUAUGGAGGGAAGCCUAUCACCACCAAGGCUGAUAUCUGGGCCCUGGGAUGUUUACUGUAUAAACUUUGUUUCUUCACUCUUCCUUUUGGUGAGAGCCAGGUUGCCAUCUGUGACGGCAGCUUCACCAUCCCAGACAACUCUCGUUACUCCCAUAACAUACAUUGCUUAAUAAGGUUCAUGCUUGAACCAGAUCCAGAGCGGAGACCCGAUAUAUUUCAAGUGUCAUAUUUUGCAUUUAAAUUUGCCAAAAAGGAUUGUCCAGUCUCCAACAUCAAUAAUUCUCCUAUUCCUUCAACUCUUCCUGAACCGAUGACUGCUAGUGAAGCAGCUUCUAGGAAAAGCCAAAUAAAAGCCAGAAUAACAGACACCAUUGGACCAACAGAAACCUCAAUUGCACCAAGGCAAAGACCAAAGGCCAAUUCUACUACUGCCACUCCCAGUGUGCUGACCAUUCAAAGUUCAGCAACACCUGUUAAAGUCCCUGUUCCUGGUGAAUUCGGUAAUCAAAGACCAAAAGGAGCACUGAAGCCCGGAAACGGCCCUGAGGUUUUGCUGGGUCCGGGGCCCCCCCAGCAGCCCCCGCAGCAGCACCGAGUCCUCCAGCAGCUGCAGCAGGGGGACUGGAGGCUGCAGCAGCUCCACCUGCAGCGCCGUCACCCUCCCCAGCAGCAGCAGCUCCUUCAGGACGCUUACGUGCAGCAGUAUCAGCAUGCAGUGCAGCAGCAGCAGAUGCUUCAGCAGCAGCUGUUAAUGCAUUCGGUGUAUCAGCCACAGCCUUCUGCAUCGCAGUAUCCUGCAGUGAUGCAGCAGUAUCAGCAGGCUUUCUUGCAGCAGCAGAUGCUCACUCAGCAUCAGCAGUCUCAACCACAGGCAUCACCAGAGUAUCUCACCUCCCCUCAAGAGUUCUCCCCAGCCUUAGUGUCCUACUCUUCAUCACUUCCAGCUCAGGUUGGACCCAUGAUGGACUCCUCUUAUAGUGCCAGUAGGUCAAUUGCUGGUAAAGAGGCAGUUGCAAAUAUGACACAUCAGAAGAACAUCAGUAACCCACCUGAUAUGUCAGGGUGGAAUCCUUUUGGAGAGGACAAUUUCUCCAAGUUAACAGAAGAGGAACUGUUGGACAGAGAAUUUGACCUUCUCAGAUCAAACAGGCUCGAGGAAAGAGCAUCCUCAGAUAAGAAUGUAGAGCCACUUUCUGCUCCAUAUAACCAUCCUCCAGAGGAUCCUUUUGGUUCUGUUCCUUUCAUUUCUCAUUCAGGUUCUCCUGAAAAGAAAAUUGAACAUCCCUCCAUGAAUCAAGAAAACGGCACUGCAAACCCUAUCAAGAAUACAAAAGGAAGUCCAGUCCCUAAAGACCACCGGACUGGAAAGAAAACCUCAGAGAAUUCAUUAGUACGUGCUCAAGUGCAAAAGGGGAACGACGAAUCUGAGAGUGAUUUUGAGUCCGAUCCCCCUUCUCCGAAGAGCAGCGAAGAGGAGGAGCAAGAGGAUGAGGAAGUUCUCCAGGGAGAACAAGGAGAUUUUAAUGACGACGACACCGAACCGGAACACCUGGGGCACAGGCCGCUGCUCAUGGAUUCUGAAGACGAGGAAGAGGAGGAGAAGCACAGCUCCGAUUCGGACUACGAGCAGGCCAAAGCAAAGUACAGCGACGCCCCGGGCUACAGGGACGCAGCCGGCGCGGGAGCGGUCCAGGGCCCUAGCGCAGCACUCCUCACGCCCGCCCGCGCGCCCUCGGACGCGGGAGCGGGGACUCCCAGACCCGAGUUUGAUGUCUUUGGCGCAGUCCCCUUCUUUGCAGCGCGGGCUCAGCAGCCCCGACAGGGGGAGCUGAAGGACCUCUCUCCGCAGAGCCGGCUUCCCCCCGCGGGGCUCGAGCAGGAGGAAUUCGAUGUCUUCACCAAGGCUCCCUUCAGCAAGAAGGUGAUGGCGCGCGAUGCGCACGCCGCCCCGGCUGGCCCCCCCAGCGUGGAUGUCUUUGGCUCCACGCCGUUCCAGCCCUUCCCUCCGUCCGCCAGUAAAAGCGAUAGCGGCGAGGACCUUUUCGGGCUGGUGCCCUUCGAGGAGAUAACUGGGAGUCCGCAGCAGAAAGUCAAGCAGCGCAGCCUGCAGAAACUGUCCUCCCGGCAGAGGCGCACGAAGCAGGACGCGGCCAAGAGCAACGGGAAGCGGCACCACGGCACCCCGACCGGCGCUAAGAAGCCGGCCAAGCCCGCCUUCCGCACCCCUGAGCGGGCCCGCCGGCACAGGAGGGUGGGCCGCCGGGACUCGCAGAGUAGCAACGAGUUCCUGACCAUCUCGGACUCCAAGGAGAACAUCAGCGUGGCCCUGACCGACGGGAAGGACCGCGGGCACGUCCUGCAAGCCGAUGAGGGUCUGUUGGACCCCUUCGGGGCCAAGCCCUUCCACCCUCCGGACCUGCCGUGGCACUCCCCGCACCAGGGCCUGAGCGCCGACCACAACCCGGUCCUGCCCGGGAGGCCCCGGCCGAAUUCACUGCACGGCUCCUUCCACGGGGCGGAGGCGCUGAAAAUGGAUGAUUUUGGUGCCGUGCCCUUCACAGAACUCGUGGUGCAGAGCAUCACCUCCCAUCAGCCCCAACAGCCCCAGCCCGUCGAAUUAGACCCCUUCGGUGCUGCUCCGUUUCCUUCCAAACAGUAGAGAACUUCUGACGGACUCGUGGUAUUAACUCCUGUUUCAAAGAAAAAAAAAAGUAUGAAUAGUUUUAUGAAUUUGAAAGAAGAUUUAUUUGUAUAGCUCUUUAUAUCAUUCAUUCUUACAGGUCAAUCGGAAUAGGCGAUUUUUAAAUAAACCAAAUAGAAAAAGGAAGUAUCUGCACAGGGUAAUGACUCCACAUCUCUUCCACGCAGGCGCAAAGCAAGCGAAGGUGGCAGGUUCUAACCUGGGGUUUCAGCUACCCACCUGACGGCACAGUAGUCUAGGGAGGGCGUGUGGCCCCCGAAAAGGGGCCGGGAGCUGUGGUGUUCUUUUUAAAACAGGAGGUCACUUUUGUGCGCACGUCCCAGGCUCAUUCCAGAAUCUAGCAUUUAAAACUAAGGUUACUUGUAUAUACACAAAUUGCAUUUGUGGAUUUUUAAAAAAAAAUAUCUCUUCUAAUCCACGUGGUUAAAAAAAAAAAAAAAUAUAUAUAUAUAUAUAUAUAUAUAUAUAUAUAUAUAUAUAUAUCAGUUUCUCAUAAAGAAUGAGAAAGUUAUUCGGAGAGUGCAGAGAUUUUUGUCCUUACACCUUUCUCUACAAAGAGGAGCCAGAAGUCACUGACUGUUGUGCCUAAAACUGUUUCAUUAAAAAAAACAAGUGCCAUUAAUAUGGACUAUUACAUAGAAGCCUAGAACAAAAACUAGAGAUAGCUAGCUGAUGGGUGGAAAAGCAUAGAGAAAAAAGGAAUGAUACAGAGGAGAGGAAAAAAUGCUCAGUAGUACUUCAGGAACACUUUAUGUUCUGACUUUGAAUGGCUUCUUGAAUGGCUUCUAGCUCAAAACUUUUAUCAUGCCUCUAGUAAAACAGAUUAUUGGAAAAACUGGGAGUGAGGACAAAGGUCAUAGAGAAAUAUUAUUCUAGGGAAAAAUAUGUAGCUGAAACCCUGAGUUUCUGAGACGUUUACAAUGUAAAAUCAUGUUGCAUUUAAUAAUGUGCUUUAUUAAAUAACCACCUUCACCAACUAUUCCCCAAGUCGUCUGGUGAGCAGCAGUUUUGGAGUUAGGUCUGAAGGGUGGAGUAGUUUUAAUAAAGAGGACAGAAGAACGAAUCCCACAAAGCCUUAUGGGCAGGCCUUGCACAUCCUGCCGCAAGUACCUCUGCACUAAUACCCGAGAUCUGAGAGUGGCUGUAAGGUGUCAAGGUGAUGAGGGGCUAGCAUCUCAACUCUGCUAGUUAGCUGAUGGUAUCUUUAGUGAAAAGAACCCAGCUACCAAAUUGCCUUUUGAUUUUUAUAUCACAAAUCCUAAUUAGAAACUUGAGAUUUUAUAGAAAUUGUUUAAUAAGGUAGAAAUCAUUAAUGUGAAUACAGUCUGUUUCUCCUAUGUCUCCAUUUUAAGUUACAGUUAACUGUCCCUGCCUUGCAAGUGAACAUUUAGAAGUUUCUAGAACCAUUAAAGCUAUUUACAGAAAAGGGUAGAAACUCCUAUCAGCUGGCACUCUCCUUGAUUGCUGUAUUUUAAAUUAACGCUUUAAGCCCAAUUAAAAUCUAUUUCAUCAGUAAUCUUAUUAGAAUCUCAAUUAUAGUGCCCCAACUGGGAUGAGCUAUUUGCCUGUUUUCAUAGUUCUAAACUUGGAAAAAAACAAAAUAUCUGUAACUAAACUGUCUGUUUUCUUGCUUCUCUCUUCUAUGUUUUAAAUCAGAUACAGAUUUGUGGACAAACAGGGAAGCAAUAUGUGAAUGAUGUGUAGCAGAGACACAUCAGUCAUGACAGUCAUUACUGCGUAAAUGUUAGAGCCCAACCGCACCAGUUUUACUUGUCCUUGUGCCAAAGGCAAAUGUUAUGUUUGCACCUUGUUUUUUCUUUCUGAUUCUCAGGUUGAUUAAUACUGCUAAUGCAAAUGCUCAAGUAGAUGUUCUUUAAAACUUUACAAAGUAGAUUCAAGUGAUACUUUCUUUUAAAAGUGAAGAGUUGAUGAUUAUACAUAGUCAAUUCAUGAACUACAGUAGGUUUGUAUCAAACAAUCUGUUAAUGAAAAUCUGUUGGUUGAUGUAUACACAAGAUGCUUCUUUGACUAUUUUAGUCCUUAUUAGCCUUUGUCUCUGCUAGACCUCAUGAGUUUCAUAAUUUAGAAGGGGUACAGAUGAAUUAGUGUGGUCCCCUUGGGAUGUAAAUAUGAAAUACCUAGAGUCUGUCAGAUACCAAGGCCUUGCUUACACUUGUUUUUAAUACACUGAGUAACUUUAAAUGAUUUAGGCACUGACAGAUGCUCUGGCUUAUAAGGCUGGGUACAUUCUAAGGAAACACUUUGACAUUUUGUUUAAAAUACUGACAGUCAUAUGUUUGUUAUAUCACAGUGACUUUCCUCUUGAGAUUACAGCCGAGAGGAAACAUUUAGUACUUAUAGGGGACCCAAUGGGAUAGAAAUGGGGAGAUUCCUUUGUGUUCAAGUGGAGGAAUUUUCCCAAGGAGUAUAGGAUUAGGGUCGCUUUCCACUUCCCAUCGUGUUUUCCCACUACUGUUAGACUAUAUAGGUCGCUCUACACAGCUGAGGCCCCGCUAAUUCCCUCAUGAGAAUUAUGAGAAGAAAGCUCCCAAGACGUGUGAAAGAGCUUAAUGCAUGUUUGGCACACAGCACUCGGUCUGGCUCUGUCAUGUGAUGGUCCAAUUCUUGUAUAAGGAAGGAACGCUGAAAAGAAAUCAUGUCUCUAUUAAUAAUCAGUUGUCUUCUGGGCUUCUCUAGCAUGUAAAGUCGUCACAACUCUAAACCUGUAAUACUUGAACAUCACAAAGGGAAGUGAAAUAUUACAAAGCUAGCGAAAGUCUGAGGCCAAAGUUAUUUCUGUCCUAACAGCUUUAAUCAUGCUUCUUGGUUUUGAAUUAUCUUUUAAAAUGCGGACCAUUUGCUUAAUUAUUUUAAUGAUACCACUUCAGCAAAAUGUUAAGUGUUGAAAAGACCAGCUUCUAUGGCCCUGAGAGGAAUGUAAGACAUUCUGCUAGGACACAAAAUUGCUUGGUAUAUGUGUUUUAGGUGGAGGCGGAAAGGUGGUGGGCUGGGUGAAACUGACUAUAAUAUUUAUUCAGAAGUAUCCAUCAGGAAAGUGUGAUUCUUCCACUGAUGUGACCUCCGCCGUGUGUGUGCGUGUGUGUGUGAUUCUUUCACUGAUGUGACCUCCGCCGCGUGUGUGUGUGUGUGUGUGAUUCUUUCACUGAUGUGACCUCCGCCGUGUGUGUGUGUGUGUGUGUGUGUGUGUGUGUGUGUGUGUGUGUGUGUGUGAUUCUUUCACUGAUGUGACCUCCGCCCUGUGUGUGUGUGUGUGUGUGUGUACAUGCUCGGGCCUAGUUAUGCCAUUAUUUGGAAUCGUAGACAGAAGCAGCUUUGGACCCUCCCCUGUUUAUCGUGUGACAGGGACCCUAGGCUGGUGUCCCUCCUCUACUCUGGGGUUCAACAGGCAGAGCCCUUUCCUCCUCUCUGCUUGGCUUAUUUUAGGUUGUGGUACUUCAUAUCAGCAUUGCGAGAAGGUACACGUGUAUUCUUAUCACUGGUUCUGAGAAGUUUGGGUACAUUUGUUUUAAUAUAUGUAGACUGUGCAGUAAACAUUUUCUUCUUUUUUUUUUUAAGCAAAAUUACUUAUCAUUUAUCAUUUUAGGUCCAAUGUUAGGCUGACAGAUCUACUGUGAGAAUGAGCUGACAGAUCUACUGUGAGAAUAACAUAACGAUAGUUUAUAUGAAAACUUUUAUACACAGUGGGGUUUAUACAUUAGGGUAAAUAGAUAAACCCACGCUUGCAUGCACAUGUCACAUCUCUCUAGUGUGGAGUUAAUGUGAAUUUUUACAUUUUGAAUGGAAUUGCAACCACAAUCAUUGCUAAAAGAACAUUCACUCCUAGUGAGGGUUUACAAAAGCCACUAAAAAGAAUAAGGUAGACAGAUGAAAAUGCAAAGGGCCAUCAUUUGGGGUUAUUUUUAUUUAAAAAUGUAUUGUGCUACUUUUGAAAGAGAAUUGUUUUUAUGACUAUGCUCUUUUUGUGAUUGAAAGUCAUCUAAUAGUAAGCAGUAUAGUAAUAAUAAUAGGCUACUUUUUAAUUGCUGGCAAACAGCUUUAAGUGCACUUUCUUUGAUUACACUUCCAUUUUUUGUUAAACUUGAAUUUUCUGAAGCCUUUUAUGUACCACUAAGCAAAUAACUUUAACUUUUAAUAAACCUGAUUUUCAUCUUUAUUAUAUUUCUAAUUGUUAAGACCAUACUUUCUAAAGUUAACUUCAAUCCUCAGAUACAGCUGGGAAACUGUUAUGAAAUAGAAUCAGUUGCUUUUUUUUUUUUCCUUC